ACAAUGCAAAGCGGCUCCCAAGCAGAGCAGGGCUGGCAGCCUGACAGUGAACAAAAACAACAACAGGCUACACUUUCUGUUUUUUUUUAUUUUGGCAAAGAAGAGCGUCUGCAUGGAUGGCGACCCCCGCGAUCGCUGUUCCGCGCGUGCGAUGAUCUGAGUCCGGAAGCCAAACAUGCACCCCAGCGUGAUGACGAUAGCCGAGCUGGGCUAGCUCGCUAGCUCUGUGCGUCUCUCUAUGUUUGAGUGUCUUCCGGCAGCAACGGCGGCGGCGGUGCCAUGAACAGCGGACUCCCAGCUUCAGCUGCUCCGCUCGGGGGUGUCGGGAUACCCAAUGUCAAGGUGAAGUUUUGCCGUUACUACGCGAAAGACAAAACGUGCUUCUAUGGAGAGGAGUGCCAGUUUCUGCAUGAGGAUCCGUCCAUGGCUAGCCUGAGCCCCGUCCCGUUGUCUUUGCCCGGGGGUGGCGGACCUCCAGCGGGGUAUUCCCUCGGCGGUUCCGCGGCCUCCUGCCCCGCCGGCGGAGGAGGAGGAACCGGUAUACCCAAGAAGAGUGAAGCCAUGGGGCCUGCGGGGACCUCUCUGGACGGGUCGUUGCUAGCCAUUCCAGGCAUGGAGGGAGCGAGUCUGAAUGACGCCAACCUCACCAACUCCUACUUCAGCAGCAGCUUCAUUGGGGUGAAUGGAUUUGGAAGUCCCGCAGACUCCAAAUACUCCAUGAUGCAGCGAAUUACUACCAGCAGCAGCUCUCCGAGUCUCCUCAACGACGGUGCCAAGAAUUUCAGCCACAGCACUCAUGGUAAGACCAAUGCUGCCCCAAUUCUCAGUAAAAUAGCUUUGCAAACCCUUCUUUUUUCUCUCCAUGUAGAUCCAGUCAACUCCCCAUCGUCGUCGCUGUUUAGCGAUUUUGGUGCUCUCGGCAUUUCUCAACGGAGGAAGGCGCCCAAUCCGACAGCAAGCGAGUUCAUCCCUAAAGGAGCUCCAAGAAUGGCCACCAUGGCUCCGUCUUCUGUCCAGGCCUUCCCCUCGCCUCUCUUUGCCCACCCGGUCCUCAGCAGCUCCACAGCCGCCGCUUUGGCUCCAGGCAUGUCUUUAUCGGCGGGCUCGUCUCCCCUGCAUUCGCCAAAAAUUACGCCGCACACUUCGCCCGCCCCGCGCCGCCGCAGCCACACCCCGAACCCGGUCAACUACAUGGUGCCCACCACGGCGGCCGACCCGGGCGGUCACAUCAUCCAGAAAGAGACUGUCGGGGGUACCACCUACUUUUAUACGGACAAUACCCCUGUGCCGAUGGCCGGGAUGGUGUUUCCAACCUACCAUAUCUACCCCCCCACUGCGCCCCACGUGGCCUACAUGCAGCCCAAAGCCAACGCCCCGUCCUUCUUUAUGGCCGAUGAACUCCGACAGGAAUUAAUAAACCGACACCUGAUCACCAUGGCUCAGAUCGACCACUCGGAAAACGCAGACGUACCGUCCGAGGUGGACAGCUACCAUAGCUUGUUCCCCCUGGAGGCCCUGCCCCCACCCAACCGCAUGCAGAAGACCAGCAACUUCAGCUACAUCACGUCCUGCUACAAGGCGGUCAACAGCAAGGAUGACCUGCCCUACUGCCUGAGGAGGAUACACGGCUUCCGCCUCGUCAACACCAAGUGCAUGAUGCUGGUGGACAUGUGGAAGAAGAUUCAGCACUCCAAUUCGGUCACCCUGAGAGAGGUCUUCACCACAAAGGCCUUUGGAGACCACUCCUUGGUGUUCUCUUAUGACUUCCACGCGGGUGCAGAAACCAUGUUCAGCCGACACUUCAGCGACCCAGCGGCCGACUCAUAUUUCACCAAGCGGAAAUGGGGACAACACGAGCCUCCCCCGCCGCGGCAGCACGCCGGCUUGCUGCCCGAGUCGCUCAUCUGGGCCUACAUUGUCCAGCUCAGCUCGGCCCUGCGCACCAUCCACACGGCGGGCCUGGCGUGCCGCGUCAUGGAGCCCAGCAAGAUCCUCAUCACGGGCAAGACCAGGUUACGUGUUAACUGUGUCGGCGUAUUCGACGUCUUAACGUUCGACAACAGUCAGACCAACCAUCUGGCCCUGAUGCCGCAAUACCAGCAAGCUGACCUGGUGUCGCUGGGCAAAGUAGUACUGGCGCUGGCGUGCAACUCUCUGGCCGGCAUCCAGAGGGAGAACCUGCAGAAGGCCAUGGAGCUGGUGUCCAUCAACUACUCGUCAGACCUCAAGAACCUUAUACUAUAUCUGCUGACUGAACAGUCCCGCCUCCGCAGCGUCAACGACAUCAUGCCGAUGAUCGGAGCCCGAUUUUACACGCAACUGGACGCAUCGCAAAUGCGGAACGACGUCAUCGAGGAGGACCUGGCCAAGGAGGUGCAAAAUGGCCGCCUCUUCCGCCUGCUAGCCAAACUGGGCACCAUCAACGAGAGGCCCGAGUUCCAGAAGGACCCCACGUGGUCGGAAACGGGCGACCGCUACCUGCUCAAGCUUUUCCGGGACCACCUGUUUCACCAGGUGACCGAAGCCGGGACGCCGUGGAUCGACCUCAGCCACAUCGUCUCCUGUCUCAACAAACUGGACGCGGGUGGUCCGGAGAAGAUCAGCCUGGUGUCACGGGACGAGAAAAGCGUGCUAGUGGUGACCUACUCGGACCUGAAGCGCUGCUUCGACAGCACCUUCCAGGAGCUGCAGGCGGCCGCAUCCGGUUCCUUGUAGCGGUGCCCCCACUGGCCUGGCGGGCGCACUACUAUUGCACUACGGCGGGCCAUCCACCGACCGAACGAGCCAAUGGGCGAGCUCGUGGAGACAUUUCAACAUCAGCAUUUUUGCCGGGAAGGCCUCAGUCGCAUACACUGUCCACUGGGAAGGCUUUUGUUUCCCCUCUAAAGUGUAUUUUUUUUAGUGUUUCCUAAAAAAAACAAAAAAAAACAAAACAAAACAAAGCCCGCAAGCUGGAAAAAGGAUGAAAGUGACAGACGCUUGGAACGGCGAAUCAUGAAUUAUUCUUUUUUUUUUUUUUUUUUUUUUGUAAUUUUGGGGGAACAAACUGACGCAAACCACCUGGUUCUUGCUUUUAUCGUUUCUGUCUACCGCUGUGUAUGUGUGUGCGUGUGUGUGUGUGUGUGUGGGGGGGGGUGGUAUCUUUCUGAGGAGGAUGCACUAAGAUUUUAAUUUUGGCUGGGGUUAUUUUUUUAUGUGUGAAUGAGUGGCCUACAGGGUGUACAGAGUCACACACAAAGAUGGAAUUAUUACAUGAAAUCCAGCUUUUUUUCCUAUUAGAGACUUUUUAAAUGGAACACCCCCACCCCAACCCCAAGGAAAGGACAAACCACUGGGUUGAGGUGCAGGAGGCCUUGCUUCCGGUUGACGGACGCUAUGGUGACGAGCUGUUCGUUUGGUUGUAAGCCCACCCCCAGCACCCUUGUGUUUGGCAGCUGCCUCUUUACGGAAUGUCGCCCGCCCCUUUUUUUUUUUUUUUUUUUUUUUUUUUUAAACAAAAACACUUUUUGGUGUGUGUUUUUGCCGAAGCGGGAGGGCUAACUUUCUUAUCUGUGGACCAAUGCCAGCAGGGUGACGGGGAACGAGACGAAGGAUGACGGAAAAGGUGGCUAACCAUCCACGCUGCCACCCACCACCCCCCCUGAUGAUUGAAUGUGAUCGGCCGUCAUUGGUCAGGAUUGUUCACGGCGCUCCUAUGUGCUUCUAUUGCGGUAUUUCAAAAAACACCAAAAACACAAUUCUGAACACUGCUCUUACCCUCCCACACAAGAAAAAUAAUGACAUCAUAGAUCAGACCCUGAAAGGAAUAAGUGGGCGACUUGGUGGGUGGUGGUGCUGACUGUGUUAGAUAAUGUACUAAACAGACACAUUUGGUGAAUGUGGUGCUUUAGAAUCCCCCAACGCAUGCACACACACACGCACACACACACACACCCUCUCACACACUUACACACACUCCACAAACACCAUCUUAGUAUGUUUUUUGCCCCUCUCGUGAUCCAAUGUCUCAAACUUUGCAAUAUUUGUGUGUACAGCAGUAUUUUAAUAAAGAAUACCGAAAGUAA
This is a messenger RNA of Phyllopteryx taeniolatus (common seadragon), 4064 nucleotides long. RefSeq names its product poly(A) specific ribonuclease subunit PAN3 (gene pan3). NCBI's taxonomy places the organism in Eukaryota, Metazoa, Chordata, Actinopteri, Syngnathiformes, Syngnathidae. Gene Ontology annotation, biological process: nuclear-transcribed mRNA poly(A) tail shortening; mRNA processing. Gene Ontology annotation, molecular function: poly(A) binding; metal ion binding. Gene Ontology annotation, cellular component: P-body; PAN complex. Bases 280 to 2715 code for a protein of 811 amino acids. The transcript is spliced from 18 exons. The record is from RefSeq and is a predicted model, not a curated record.